AUGGUCGCCGUCCUCGCCGUGCUCAUCGUCGCCGUCGCCGCGUCGUGCGUCAACGUCGGCAAGGCGCUGCAGAAGCAGGGCACCAAAAGCCUCCCUCGAGAGAUCUCGCUCGUGACGCUCCCGACGUACCUCGCCGACGCGACGUGGCGGCGAGGCCUCGUCCUCGAUAUCUGCGGCGGACUCCUCAUGGUCGUCGCGCUCGCGAUCGCGCCCGUGUCGCUCGUGCAGCCCGUCGCGAGCGGCGGCGUCGCCGUCCUCGCGGUGUAUUCGCACGUCCACCUCGAAGAGAAGCUCGCGACGGUGCGUUGUAUACACUGGUCCCCAUACGACCCCGUCGGCGUGGUGAACGCCGUUCCUUAA
Molecule: messenger RNA, 360 nt
Organism: Micromonas pusilla CCMP1545
Lineage: Eukaryota; Viridiplantae; Chlorophyta; Mamiellophyceae; Mamiellales; Mamiellaceae
Exons: 1
Coding region: 1-360 (119 amino acids)
Biological process (GO): magnesium ion transport
Cellular component (GO): membrane
Molecular function (GO): magnesium ion transmembrane transporter activity
Source: RefSeq, a predicted model, not a curated record